Messenger RNA from Thalassophryne amazonica, 603 nucleotides. RefSeq names its product nanos homolog 2 (gene nanos2). Gene Ontology annotation, cellular component: perinuclear region of cytoplasm. Bases 13 to 405 code for a protein of 130 amino acids. Gene Ontology annotation, molecular function: mRNA binding; zinc ion binding. NCBI's taxonomy places the organism in Eukaryota, Metazoa, Chordata, Actinopteri, Batrachoidiformes, Batrachoididae. Gene Ontology annotation, biological process: negative regulation of translation; oogenesis. The record is from RefSeq and is a predicted model, not a curated record. The transcript has a single exon.
AAAACAAACACCAUGGAAACACAGGUCCGGGUCCAGAGCUCCCUCCUCCCUGACAGAAACUGCUUCGACAUGUGGCGGGACUACAUGAACCUGUGCAGGUUGCUGGAGAAGCUGUGCGGGAUGUCCGAGGUGGAGCCGAGAGGCGGCGAGCAGCCGACGAGCCGACGCAUUCAGCGCGAUGUGCGCGCCAAGUCCAACAGGGUGGCUUCUUCUUCAUCCGACUACUGCCGCUUCUGCAAGCGAAACGGGGAGACUGCGCAGGUGUACGAGUCCCACAGGCUGAAAUCAUACGACGGCAAAACCAUCUGUCCCAUCCUCUACAACUACACCUGCCCCCUCUGCGGAGGCACCGGAGAAAAAGCGCACACACGCCGCUACUGUCCGCAAACGAAGAGCCACCGGUAGGGCGCUGGGCGCCAAGUCCUUUGGUGAGCACAUAAGGAGGAAUAAAAACUGUACAUAAUUAUCGUCAGACUUGUUUUGCUCAUUGGGUUUACGUUCAAUGCGGCACAAAGUUCCAGAGAUGCGCACUUUCACCUGAGAUUGUUGGACGUUUGAACUUUGCGCAUUGUGUCCGCGCGUCUGCAGCAAGACCAGACAAAU